GCAAGAAUCAUUUGUGUGCAGUACAAUAAAUUAAAUGGAUUUUAAAUCCAUUUGAAUAAGUGUGCAACUUUUGGCGGCGUAGCAAGAAAGACUGAUCGCCAACCCGACACACAAUGGACGGGCAAAACGACGAGCAGUUUUGGGCAACUCCUACCAAUCAACAACAGAACAUGUACGAUGGAUUUUCCGAUAAGUCGCAAGUGCUCGAUUUCCAAUCGUUCGAUCAAUCCGGCCAUCCCGUCUAUUGGAAUGGCGAUUACUCGGCUUCGCAGAACACAGACCAGCAGUAUCCCGAUCCAUCCACGCCCGGAGGUGCUGGCGAUCCGUUCGGAACGAUGCAGCAACAGUCGUCCUUCAAUCAAGUUCCGUCGAUAUUCACACCUGGCUACGGUGGAGAUAGCAAUGUUGGGACUGAACCCGGCAUGGGCAUCGAUCCGACAGAAUUUGACGAACCGCCGCUGCUGGACGAGCUGGAGAUCUAUCCGCGCCGUAUCAUGGAAAAAUCGCUCGCCGUGCUGAACCCGUUCCAGGGUCCGGGUGCCCUCGUCGACAGCUCGGACUACUUGUUCAAGGAAACGGACCUGGCGGGACCGAUCACAUUUUGUUUGACCCUCGCCGCUUGUUUGUCGAUUUCCGACAGCAAAGCCCAGUUUGGCUACAUUUAUGGUCUGUCCGCCAUUUCCGUACUCAUGAUGUUUUGUCUCAUAACGCUUAUGUGCAACGUCGUUGAAUCACACGUAACGCUUUCGGCCGUAGCUAGUGUUCUCGGGUACAGCAUUCUGCCGAUCGUGUUUUUGUCCAUGAUAGGGGUGUUUGCUAGGCUGGAUAAUUUCUACGGCAUGGUGGUGGGAGGGGCUGCCAUCCUGCUUGCCACGAUGAGCUCGAGUAGGAUGUUUUGCACCAUGACGGGUGAUCCGCAUCAGCGGUACUUGGUGGCGUAUCCAUGUGCGUUACUGUUUGCGACCUUUUCGCUGCUAGUUUUAUUUUAACCCAUGCUAGUUUUUUUUUAUUAUAGCUCUGAUACUAAUGGUGGCAUUAUCGCAAUCCGUAAAAAGUGUAUGAAAUCUUUAACAAAUUUUUAGAGCAAUGCUAAUAAUCCAUCAUGAGAUAAACAAAUUAAUCACCGAUUAAUUAACAUACCAUGUGGAACAAAAAAAUAAUGCAUUUGUAAAAAUGUAUACUCAGUUCGUUUGGUCUAAUAAAGGUUGUCAUAUA
This is a messenger RNA of Anopheles nili, 1215 nucleotides long. It is a transcript of the gene Yip1d1, whose product is annotated as protein YIPF5 homolog. Gene Ontology annotation, cellular component: trans-Golgi network; membrane. The transcript is spliced from 2 exons. The record is from RefSeq and is a predicted model, not a curated record. Bases 114 to 989 code for a protein of 291 amino acids. NCBI's taxonomy places the organism in Eukaryota, Metazoa, Arthropoda, Insecta, Diptera, Culicidae. Gene Ontology annotation, biological process: vesicle fusion with Golgi apparatus; endoplasmic reticulum to Golgi vesicle-mediated transport.